GGAAACAUGGCGUCAGACUCCAGGCUUGGCUGUUUGCUGCUGCUGCUGUUUGCGUUUCUCGUGUGUUGCGCCGCUGCUGACAGCAAAGAUAAGCCCAAGAAAAAGAAAGAUAUCAGGGACUACAAUGACGCGGACAUGGCUCGGCUCCUGGAGCAGUGGGAGAAGGACGACGACAUCGAGGAGGGCGACCUGCCCGAGCACCGCAGGUCUCCGCCUCCGGUGGAUUUCUCCAAAGUGGACCCGUCCAAACCGGAGGAGCUCUUGAAGAUGUCCAAAAAGGGUCGCACCCUGAUGGUCUUCGCCACGGUGUCCGGGGACCCCACGGAGAAGGAGACGGAGGAGAUCACAGGCCUGUGGCAGGGCAGCCUCUUCAACGCCAACUACGACAUCCAGAGGUUCGUGGUGGGUUCCAACCGGGUCAUCUUCAUGCUGAGGGACGGUAGCUUGGCCUGGGAGGUGAAAGAUUUCCUGCUGGGCCAAGAGCGCUGCCAGGACGUCACUGUGGAAGGGCAGGUGUUUCCAGGGAGGGCGGCAAAGAAGCAGGAGGAGCAGCAGAACGUGACCAAGAAGAAGAAACCCAGCAAGAAGCCCAACGUGGUGGAGACGAACCGCGCUGGGGCGGUGAAGCAGGAGCUGUAACGGCCAGGACGGUGGCAUCACUAUGGUACAGUCUGGAUCGCGGGGCUCCUGCCUCGGUGCGGAGUGUUUGUCUCUCUCCUCCGGAGCAGACGCAGUCCCCGAACGUUGUGAAUGAAAGGUGACGCCUCGGCAGAAUCGCUUCAAAGACAACGGUGGUUGCUGCUCUGGCGAAACUAGACUCAAAUCAAUGGGUUUGUGACUUGGGUUCAAGCAACAGACCAGUUCCUCAGAUCCAUGUUGCUCCAUCUGCACUUAAUGAUUUCUACACACCUGAUUCCUUUCACUGUGGAAAUAAAGUUUUGAUAAGA
Synchiropus splendidus (mandarinfish) is the source of this 947-nucleotide messenger RNA. It is a transcript of the gene mesd, whose product is annotated as mesoderm development LRP chaperone. Lineage: Eukaryota; Metazoa; Chordata; Actinopteri; Syngnathiformes; Callionymidae. Gene Ontology annotation, biological process: protein folding. The record is from RefSeq and is a predicted model, not a curated record. Bases 7 to 639 code for a protein of 210 amino acids. The transcript is spliced from 3 exons.